AUGCCGAAGCUCACCCGCUCGCAGUUCGAGCUAGCGAAGUUCACGUUCUAUCUCAUGACCCCGAUCACGAUCAUGUACUACGUCGGGAUCGAUACGGACCGCAAGUUCAACGUCCCCGGCUACUGGCCAGACCCGGACACGCUCAACAAGAUCCCGAAGGAGCCGCACGAGAUCCAGGCGGAGUUGGCGAGAAUCAGACAGGCGAAGAUCGAGAAGAGACGCAGACUCGAGGAGAAGGCCAAGCUGCUUGGGAUCACGCCGGACGAGGAGGAGGAGCAGGACCGGGCCGCAGCCGAUGGCAGCACGCAGGACGCCGUCGAGGCAGUACUGACCACCGACGAGUAG
Pichia membranifaciens NRRL Y-2026 is the source of this 345-nucleotide messenger RNA. RefSeq lists its product as hypothetical. Gene Ontology annotation, biological process: mitochondrial respiratory chain complex IV assembly. NCBI's taxonomy places the organism in Eukaryota, Fungi, Ascomycota, Pichiomycetes, Pichiales, Pichiaceae. Bases 1 to 345 code for a protein of 114 amino acids. The record is from RefSeq and is a predicted model, not a curated record. Gene Ontology annotation, cellular component: mitochondrion; mitochondrial inner membrane. The transcript has a single exon.